Puccinia graminis f. sp. tritici CRL 75-36-700-3 is the source of this 1682-nucleotide messenger RNA. RefSeq lists its product as uncharacterized. Gene Ontology annotation, molecular function: protein dimerization activity; DNA binding; DNA-directed RNA polymerase activity. Gene Ontology annotation, biological process: DNA-templated transcription. NCBI's taxonomy places the organism in Eukaryota, Fungi, Basidiomycota, Pucciniomycetes, Pucciniales, Pucciniaceae. The coding region runs from base 224 to 1321 and encodes 365 amino acids. The transcript is spliced from 6 exons. The record is from RefSeq and is a predicted model, not a curated record. Gene Ontology annotation, cellular component: RNA polymerase II, core complex.
CUCGCCGAGGCCGGAAGCGCCUCCAAAAUUCGAGUCUGACCGUCCGUCGGUCCGAGGCUGAAUGAGUGCUUCGGCUCGGGUCUCCUCGGGGCCCCGGUAGGGACUGCUGAAGUCUGCUCAGGGUUCACCGAGCAAUCACAGCCUGUGACAGGUCAAGCACUCCAACAGAAGAAUCCAGAGCACAGCAGAGUCCAGAGGGAAAACCAACAGCAACCUCCAGACCAUGUCCACCGCACCCUUACCACUAGAACCAACCCAGUCGACCGACGGAUCACAACUACAGGUCAAAGUCACCGAGCUGGACGACCAGCAUGCGGCAUUCAUCCUAGAAGGCAUCGAACUAGGACUGGCAAACUCGUUAAGACGGACGAUGAUCGCAGAUCUGACGACGAUCGCCAUCCAUUCGGUCGAGUUCGAAGAGAAUACGAGCGUGUUGCCUGAUGAAAUGAUUGCGCAUCGGCUCGGAUUAAUCCCCCUGAUCAGUGAGGAUCUUGAUAAAUACCUCAAAAAUUGGCAACGGGAUUGUACUUGUUUAUCGUAUUGUGACGACUGUUCGAUCGAAUUAGUCCUUUCAACUAAAUGCACCUUGGUCGGUGAUGUUCUGGCAGUCAAUUCGCACGACCUUGUCAUCACGCCCAGGGAGGAUGGGGCACAUCGAGGUGAUGUGGGUAAACCAUACCAAUUCACUAUGCCUGGUGGUGAACAACCAGGAGUCUUGAUUACCAAACUUCGCAAGGGCCAAGAAGUCCGUUUAAAAUGCCGAGCCAUCAAGGGAAUUGGUCAGGAACAUGCCAAAUGGUCACCUGUAUCGACUAUUGGGUUUGAGUACGAUCCAUACAAUCGCCUUGGGCAUACUGAUCUAUGGUUCGAAGUCGGCACCGACCCAAAAGCCGAAUGGCCUCUCACGAAAAACGCCAAAUAUGAGCGACCUCCGCUAGAUGACGAACCAGUGGAUUACACUAGUAAACCCUCGCGGUUCUAUUUCGAUGUUGAAUCUGCGGGAAGCCUUAAACCUGACGACAUCGUCAUCAAAGGAAUCGAAUCUCUGAUUGUCAAACUGGCAUCUGUCCAACAGGGCAUCCAAGCCGCAUUAGGUGAAGGUGGUGGUCUCAAUCCAGAUGGCCGGAACACUCCAUACAUGGGCACACCCUUUGGAGGAGCGGGUGGUGCUACUCCAGGCUCUCGGCCCGAUGGCACGUAUUCCACCUACGGAGGCGCCACGCCAAACGCGCGAAAUUUCUCCGACUGGGGUCCUCCCGCUGCACCACUCAAUCCUCCCGGUGGUCCUAGUACUAAUGGUUAUUCUGGCGGUUGGGAAUAAGGUCAACAACCCCUGUGUUCUUUUCAUUUUUUCCUCGCAAUCCAGUCUUCAUUAGCACCACACUGGAUUUGUACCCGUUUAUUUCCUUGUAACUCUUGGCACAAUCUUGCUUCUCAGGGUUGCCCAUCAUUUUUCUUUUUUUUUUUUUGGUAUAAUUUAAUCCUAUCCAAAAAAAAAAAAAAAAAAAACAGGCUGCUUGUCGUUGAUUUAACUAUGAGCUUUGCUGCAAACUAGUCUCAGCUUACAAGUCUGUUCCCAAAGUCUUGUCCUGCUCCAAACUGGAGGCUGUUUGUGACAUGUAUUUUGUCGGCAAAAAAAGUGGAUGUCAAGCUCGAGUCGCUUUAUCACCCGUGUGCAAGUG